AAAGUGCUUCUAUACCAUCUGGGCUGACUGUGACCUUCGAAGGUGCUUUCAGAGACGGGAAUUGCCCGACGGCUGGUUACUAGGUGACUGUGGGUAUGCUUUAGAGCCAUGGCUGCUCACCCCUGUAAGGUCUCCAAUUGGCCCUGCCGAGGAGCAGUACAACUCGGCCCACACUCGGACGAGGCAAGUCAUUGAGAGGACCUUCAAGGUUCUAAAGGGACGCUUCAGGUGCCUGCACCAGUCCGGGGGUGCUCUACAGUACAAUCCGCUGAUGUGCACCAAAAUAGUGGUGGCAUGCACCAUGCUGCACAACAUGUGUGUCCGACAUGGCAUUGACUUCAGCUUUACUGAUGAUGACCCUUUCUUGGACCAGGGAGGGGAUGACCCUGAACUACCAUGCCUGCAAGAAGACACAGCAGCUGGAAUUGUUGUGCGACGCCAUGUUAUUCAGGCCAUCCAUUCAUUGGCUGAGCAGAUGGUAUGGCAGCUAAAGUUUUCUUCAAUGCCGCCAGAGAUUCCGGAAAUCGCUUCCGGGUCCAGCGCGUUCGCCACGCGGGUCUCAAAUUCGUCCAGAGGUGGCACGUCUUCUAGACCGCCACCAGCUGUCACCUGGCUGCGGCGAACUGCAGCAGCUGUUGAAGAGCAG
Molecule: messenger RNA, 646 nt
Organism: Rhipicephalus microplus (southern cattle tick)
Lineage: Eukaryota; Metazoa; Arthropoda; Arachnida; Ixodida; Ixodidae
Product: putative nuclease HARBI1
Source: RefSeq, a predicted model, not a curated record